AUGCUGCACGUCCGCUACCACAAGAGCCAGGAGAUGACGGAGAAGCCGGCCGACAACAUCCGCUUCCUGCCCCGCGCGGUGGGGGAUCUGCUUCUCACGUAUCUCGCUGUCGUCCAGCCUCUGCGGCAGACGUUCCUGCGCCAGAGUAAGCCCGGGGCGUUGCUGUCGCCGUACCUCUGGGCUACGUUGGGCGGCGAGGUCUGGUCAGACGGGAGGGUGGUGGCCUGCCUGAAAAGGGCCUGCGCGCGGGCGGAGACGCCGAGGCUCACCGUGGCCUGGUGGCGACAGGCCGCCGCCUCCAUCACGAAGGCCAAGCUGAGCCCUAGCCAGCGAGCCAACUUCAACAUACACGACAUGGAGGGCCCAGAGGAGAUCGAGGAGGAGUUCGACGUGGUCUCGCUGGCCGUGGCAAGCAACCAUUCAGUCGGUACCUUCAACACCGCCUAUGCCGGCACGACCACCUUGGUCAUGAACAUGCCGCUCAACCGCGCCUACCGAGCGUCGGAGAUAUGGCGCAACCUGCUUGGGGUCGACCAGGCUCUCCGGGCAAAACGCCCACGGGUACCCGCGGGCGACGAUGAUCCUUAUGCCCGUGGCGGCAUCUUGAACGCGUGCAAGAAAGUUCAGCUCCGUAGGCGCCCGGCGCUGAAAAGGGGUGGUCUCGUCGCCGUGGCUCGCCGGCUGUACAACGAUCCGGCGUUGCAGCUACGCCGGCCGGGCCAGGAAAAGGCGAUGCUCGCCGUAUUAGGUCCCCGACCAGCGGAACAGGUCGUCGUGGUCCUCGGGACCGGGUCCGGCAAGUCGCUGCUCUUCAUGGUCGCAGCCGCGAUGGACGGUGCCGGCACGACCGUGCUUGUGUUGCCAGCAGUCGCUCUGCGCACGAACAUGCUCGAUCGCCUGCGCAAGGCAGGCGUUCGGUACCGUGAAUGGCACCCCGGGUCAUCCAACAAAGCGGCGCCGCUCGUCAUCGUUUCUGCCGAGGCAGCCUGCACGGAGCGGUUUGUGGAGUACGUCAGCCUACUGAACAGCAGGCAGCAACUGGAUCGCAUCGUCGUCGACGAAUGCCACCUCACGGUCACGGCGAGCAACUACCGCCGUUCGAUGUCGCAGCUAGGGUGGUACGUUCGGAGCGUUCCCACACAGACCGUGUGGCUGACCGCGACGCUGCCACCGGUAUUUGAGGAGCCCUUCUUCGAGCACAACAAGCUCGUACGGCCGCUGGUUGUGCGGGAAUCCACGGACAGGCCGAACAUACGCUAUGUGGUGCGGUGUGAGCGUGGCCAGGGCACACUCGCCGCGCGGGCGGCCGGCUGCGUCCGGGGCUUCUGGGGCCGGAAGGAUCUCGUCCAAGGCGAGCGAGACAGGGUCGUCCUUUACUGCCAGACCAAAGAGUUGGUGGCUGAGCUGGCCACGCUGCUGGAUUGCCCCCACUAUACGGGCGACGACGACGACGGUAGGAUGGAUGCGCUGGACCGGUGGCUCGGGUCGGCGGCCAUGCCUGCCAUGUUGCCACGUAUGCCCUCGGCAUUGGCUUCGACUACCCGCACGUGUGAAAAGAAGAAAAGAAGGUUGUUCCACGCAUCGACCAGUACAAACUUGGAAUCAGAUGGGAUGUAA
This is a messenger RNA of Purpureocillium lilacinum, 1617 nucleotides long. The record is from RefSeq and is a predicted model, not a curated record. Lineage: Eukaryota; Fungi; Ascomycota; Sordariomycetes; Hypocreales; Ophiocordycipitaceae.